Olea europaea var. sylvestris is the source of this 1140-nucleotide messenger RNA. RefSeq names its product galactinol synthase 2-like. The transcript has 4 exons. Bases 1 to 1095 code for a protein of 364 amino acids. The record is from RefSeq and is a predicted model, not a curated record. Gene Ontology annotation, molecular function: glycosyltransferase activity. NCBI's taxonomy places the organism in Eukaryota, Viridiplantae, Streptophyta, Magnoliopsida, Lamiales, Oleaceae.
AUGAACAAUUUUCCAAUAAAAUCCAAGCAAGAAUCCCAUCCGAGUCAUGCCUAUGUUACGUUCUUGGCUGGGGAUGGCGAUUAUGUGAAAGGAGUGGUGGGGUUGGCUAAGGGUUUGAGGAAAGUGAAGGCUGCUUACCCAAUUGUGGUAGCGGUUCUGCACGAUGUGCCGGAGGAGCACCGCCGCAUGCUGGUGGAACAAGGUUGUUUGGUCCGUGAGAUUGAGACUGUUUAUCCCCCUGAGAAAGAGACUGACUCUCAGUUUGCUUGGGCGUAUUAUGCUGUCAACUACUCCAAACUUAGCCUCUGGAAUUUUGCAGAAUACAAGAAAAUGAUAUACCUGGAUGCAGAUGUACAAGUUUUUGGCAACAUUGACCACCUGUUUGAGUUAGAACAUGGCAGUUUUUAUGCUGUAAUGGACUGCUUAUGUGAGAUGCAUGGUAAACAGUGCAAGGAGAAGGUUCAAUGGCCUCAAGAGUUGGGUUCCAAGCCCCCAUUCUAUUUUAAUGCUGGCAUGUUUGUUUUUGAGCCCAAUCCCUUCACUUAUCAUAAUCUCUUGAAGGCGCUCAAAAUAACUCCUGCUACCCCUUUUGCUGAGCAGGACUUUCUGAACAUGUAUUUUCGAGACAUUUGCACGCCGAUUUCUCCCAUUUACAACACGUUGGUAGCGAUGUUGUGGUGCCAUCCAGAGGAAGUCGAGCUCGAAAUGGCAAAAGUAGUUCACUUUUGUGCAAAAGGCUCAAAGCCAUGGAGGUACACUGGCAAAGAAGAUAACAUGGACAGAGAAGAAAUUAAGAUGCUAGUAGAUAAAUGGUGGGAUAUUUACAAUGACAAAACAUUGGAUUACAAGAACUCUAUUCUUAGCGUUGAUGGUGAUGUUCAAGUCUCCAAAUCAUCUAAUAAUAAAUGUUCUUAUAUAUGCCCUCUAUCUAAAUUGCACAAAUUACCUUUUCACACAAGCAAUCACAAAACUAACAAAUGUUUUGAAUUAUUACAUUGUGACAUCUGGGGUCCCUGCAAUGAAAUUGGUUCUGAUGGUUCCAAGUAUUUCUUAACCAUUGUGGAUUUAGUAGAUAUACUCGGGCCUAUACCUUGAGACUGAAAUCAGAUGUUUCCAAAGCCUUUUAAACCUUUUGUGCUA